Messenger RNA from Camellia sinensis, 996 nucleotides. The record is from RefSeq and is a predicted model, not a curated record. NCBI's taxonomy places the organism in Eukaryota, Viridiplantae, Streptophyta, Magnoliopsida, Ericales, Theaceae.
AUGGGGACUGAUGAGGAAAAUGAAAAGGUAAGCAUUGUUACCUUAUCAUACCCUUUUGAAUAUCCCACAUCGACAAUGACUCAAGAUGUUAAACCUCUAUACAUUAAGGCAUACUUCGUUGGGAAAGAAAUGAACAUAGUGUUAGUGGAUAAUAAGACAGGAGUGAAUUUGCUUCUUCGUUCAUCUUUGAGGAAAUUGGGCAAGAGGAAUCCCAGGUUAAUCCCAACAAACAUCAAUGCCAAGUACAAUGCCCUGUUUAGUAGAGAUUGGAUCCACACUAACAAAUGUGUGCCCUCAUCUUUACAUCAGAAGGUGAUGAUAGCCUUGAACAAUUGGGAGAUAGAGGAAAUAAAUGCAGACCUACAACCCUUCAUUGACUGUGCAGUUUUUGCAGAAGCAAAGUUGUAUACCGAGGGAGUUGGCACACUUGAAACAUUUGAAGAAAGUAAAGAUGCUGAACCAGAAAGGGUUGUAACAGAUCAUGAUGAAAAGGUUGCUUCGAAGUCAAAAGAAGCUGAAGGAGGGAUAUUGAAAUAUAAGGAUUGUUUUACUUGGUCUUAUAAUAAUCUUCCUGGAUUGGAUACGUCAUUAGUGGAGCAUAGACUUCCAGUCAAGCCCAAUUUUAAACCAUACAAGCAGAAACCUAGACGAAUGAGUUCUGAGGUAGUUCAGAAGGUGAAUGAGGAGAUUACUACGCUCCUCAAAGCAGGUUUUAUCAGAACAGCCAGGUAUGUUGAGUGGCUGUCCAACAUCGUGCCUAUGAUCAAGAAAAAUGGCAAAUUAAGGGUAUUCAUUGAUUUCAGGAAUUUGAAUUUGGCAAAUCCAAAGGAUGAGUACCCCAUGCCUGUAGUAAAACUGUUGGUGGACAAUUCAGCAAAGAACAGGGUCUUGUCUAUGAUGGAUGGACACUCUGGUUACAACCAGAUAUGCAUAGCAGAGGAGGAUGUUCACAAGACAGCUUUCAAGUGCCCUAAGAACAUUGGGACCUUCGAAUGA